GCAAGAACAGUUAGAACACAAACGGCUGUCUGCUAAGUUUGCUCAGCGAUCUAGAUGACGUCGAUUGCGCUCGUAGCGGUCAAGCGCUUGUGAUGAACGAACACCUGCACCAGUUGCAUGUCCCUCUUUUUUUCGAUAUUCUUUUCCCUAAACCCGGUGUGGCAUACAUUAUCAUCUACUUUCCUCCUUCUCUCACCCUAUCAUUUUGGUACUAUAGGUACCAAACACUGCACGGCUGUUAUCUGCCUCCGGUUGCUUUUCAUCUCCCUCCCUUUUCAUGUUGUUGACGUACGGUUUUUUUUUUAUGUCCUGGAAAUGUGAACUCGAAGUGCAAUUCACGUGACGAGACCUUUUUAUUGCAUCACAUUCUCAAGCUUUAUCCUAAAAUCAGAGGCCCUAUACGGGACCGAGCGUGGAUAGGAAACAUCACGCGCCAAUUGGGAAAGGGCUCGCCGUUGCAGCGCAUUUGUAACGCCGUGUCAGAGCAGGUGGCAGUCGAGCCAAACACGACCGAUACAAGCGGUGACCGUGCGUGCAGUUUGAAAUGUCGACAGCGGAUACAGCGGCGGCGGCGGCGGCGGCGCUAGCAGCAGCAGCAGCAGCCACAGCAGUGUCCUUCCAUGUCCACGAUUUUACGUCAAGCGACUCGCUGAUUCCGCUGCCAAAACGGAAGGCGCGACCAGCGCGAAUGCAACUGGACUCAAGCACGGGAUUCGUGGCGGCGUCCUCGCGGGAGAACAAAUGUCGGACCAGGGCAACAAUCCCCCGACGGAAAGGGCGAGGACACUAUUACAAGGCCACAUGUACGAAACCGACAAGGACUGGCACGUGACCAUUGUUGCUGCCGCCGCAUUUUUCUUCGGCUCUGCGUCCAUCCGCUCUUCGGGAAUUUUCUAUCUCAGCAUUAUGGAAGAGUUUCGGGUGUGUCGAUCCACGGCGUCGUGGCCGGACACGCUCAUUGAUGCAACCAGCGAAAUGGCCGGUAAAGGAUAUAUUCCUGGAUAUAUGUUUAAAUCGAAAUUGUCGGGACCCAAUGGCUACGACACCGACAAGCCGGGUGGCCAAUGUUUAUUGCCUACGCGGGUGGCCGCGGCCAGGCGGCUCCUAGUGGCCGUGUUUUUCGAGCGCGUCAACCCGCUUGGAGUGAUGACGGUCGGCAGCAUCCUAGCCUGGGCUGGCGUCAUGUGUUCAGCCUUGGCACCCAGCAUCGUAUGGAUAUCGCUCACGCUCGGUGUCACUCACGGUAUCGGCAUUGGGCUGGUAUUCAGCUCGCUGCAGGUAUUCCUGAGCCAGAACUUCAGCAAGUACCGUGGCACAGCUCAUGGCAUCAUGUACGCUGGUGCAGCAGCCUCGGCCAUGGUGUUCCCCUACUUGCUCGAGUACACCACGCAUGUAUUCGGAUUCCGUCUUUCCCUCGUCAUCUUUGGUCUUAUCCUGGUCAACCUCACUAUCAUCACCUUGCUUCUGGACAGAAACUCGUGGGUGGACAGCGCCGCCACAAGGCAAGAAGCAAUACCUGGGUUCAUAAUUUGGAACGAUGAUUUCCUGCUUUUUUUAAUUUUUCUUGCCCUUACACGACUUUCGGUCCGCGAGUUCCGUGGUGCGUCUGGCGUGCUGGAAGUGUCUGGUGUGCCCCGCGAACGGCCGCGAACAGCUCGGGGGAGCCUUUACAAGUCCACCAGUGACGGAAGGGUGUCAUCUACAACCGCUGUCCACGAAGAGAGCAGCUUGCCAGAACCGGGGUCGCCUUCACACACAAACAUUAUUCUCCGGGAAGGCAGGGUAUUCAGUUGCCCGAUGUACUACGUCAUACUGGGCACGUGGAUCCUCUUCAACUACUGUUUCGACAUGUUCAUCGGCACUAUCGAUGAUUACGCCACGGACAAGCAGCUGGGUUUCCUCAAGACGAUAUCUAUACUGCCCAUAAUCUCCACGACGGACAUCUUCGGCGGCGUCUGUCUUCCUGCGCUCGUCGACAAGGGGCUACUAAGCCGGAGUGCUCUCCUCAGCACCACUUACCUCGGCCUCGGAGUCACCACGGCGCUUUUGCCUGUGAUGACAGCUUUCCUCCCGUUCGUGGGCGUUUGUCUUGUGUUGGCAAUGUUCAUGGGCUCUGGCAACGCCAUGUAUGGUGUCCUGCAGGCCGACUACAUCCGUCAGGAUCGACUACCCGUUUCGUACGGCACAGCAGGAUUUGUCGCAGGUAUCCUGCUCAUCGCCAAGCCGUUUGUCAUAGGUUACUUCCGGGACUACCAUAGAUCAUACGACGGGCUCUUCCGGAUGUUGUCUGUGAUAUUGCUUUUUCUGGGGUUAUCUUGGCUCGUCGUGGUAGUAUACGAGUGGCAUGUGAGCGGCUCGUGGAAAAGAAAGAAAAGAAGACAGGCUGUGAUCGGAAUUCUGCAAAACUUGUGACUUUCGUAGAGAAAAAGAAGACACUUGCACUGUGUACUUUCCCUCCGUAGGCAGUAAGCCAUCGUGACAUCAUUUUUAUCUUCGAUGGGGCGUUACGCAGAUGUAUAAUAUUCAUCGCCCUCCAUGACGCAGGCCAACGGACUUAUCUGCUGGUGUCCAAGUUCAUUUGCUUAUCGUGUCUGUGAUAUGACAAACUUUCAGGUGAAGACAGUGAAUUACGUGGUGUCUACACAAUAUUUUGUAGAGUAACACCACUGCUGUGAUAUAAUGUGAAUAUCUUACACACUCGCCACUAAGCCUGCGUCGCAGGUAAGAACAAGUGUUCCGAAAAGGGGACACCAAGCUGGACCUUCUUUAAAUGAUUUGCGAAAAAUAGCUUGACUUCGCCAACUGGGAGAGUGCUUGGCGUUGUCAUUGAAUCACGGGUAACAACGAAGAAGAUAACAUCUUUAGCCGAAUAUACUAUGCAAUUUGGCAAGGUGGUCAUAGAACCACUUAAGUGCUAAAAUUAUGUACUCAAGUACGAAAGCAGGUUGGGUUGGCAGUAUUGAACUGCACACUCUGCGACGUUACGAGAAGUAUCCACUGUAAUCGAGCCACAACUUACGGCUACGCGUACACCAGACAUUCAUAAACAUCAAUUCCUGGAAUUCACUUGCUAUUUAUAGCAGUGUCGCUGUGUGCUUAUUCGUCGAUAUCUCUUAGGUCUACUCUCCCAAGCAUAUUAGCCUCCAGAAUUCUUGCUAGGUAGUAAGUCAAUUACGUUAACCUUGCUGCCUCAAACUACUGGACUACUUGUUCUGCGCGCAAAUCUGUCAACCACAUUCAGCACAGCAGCCUGUGCUUAAACUUUUUCUGACAAUUCUCGAUGCUCUAAUGUGCCUCCUGAUAAAUGAGAUUGGUGUAUCACUGUUCAACAUUAUUCCCUUAUUAUCACACCGUUGUCGAUGAGCAUUCUCUGAAACUUUCCUACCAGCGGGAAUUAAGACGAGUAGAAUACACAACGUUGUCAACUAUCAUGCACGAAGGAUUAAAAAUAUGCAAAUGCCACGUAGCUAGACAGAACCAAUGUAAUGAUCUUUGCCGUCGCUUGGAGAUACUUAAAUAUGUUGGCAUACCACCUAACUGCACAAUUAUUCUUAACUGAUUAAUCAGCUUAUCACAUAUAACUAAAUGAAUAGUGUCACAGAGAAAAUUGUAGACGAAAUUGAAAAACUCCCGCUACAGCAUUCCGUUGCAAUACGCGCUACAUUCCGCAGCGCGACAAAAGCCCGCGAAUACAAGCGAGGUGCUUCGAGCGACCAGUCGGGCGGCAGUGUUUCGUAUAUUCGCGGGCUUCUUUCAUGCAAGGAAAAACGCACUUAUGUAGCACGUAUUGAGCAACAGAAAGCUGUAUCGGGAGUUUUUGAUGCUGCACCACAAUUUUCUCCUUGACACUUCUCAUGUAGUUGUAAUAUUUGAUAAGUUUUUGAAAUAAUUAAGACUAAUUAUAUAAUUAGGCAGAAUGCGAAAGGUAUUCCGAGU
Dermacentor andersoni is the source of this 3936-nucleotide messenger RNA. The record is from RefSeq and is a predicted model, not a curated record. Lineage: Eukaryota; Metazoa; Arthropoda; Arachnida; Ixodida; Ixodidae.